Molecule: messenger RNA, 605 nt
Organism: Euleptes europaea (tarantolino)
Lineage: Eukaryota; Metazoa; Chordata; Lepidosauria; Squamata; Sphaerodactylidae
Gene: GUK1
Product: guanylate kinase 1
Exons: 8
Coding region: 9-605 (198 amino acids)
Biological process (GO): purine nucleotide metabolic process
Cellular component (GO): cytosol
Molecular function (GO): GMP kinase activity
Source: RefSeq, a predicted model, not a curated record
CAAGAGCCAUGGUGGGACCAAGGCCAGUCGUUCUGAGUGGACCUUCUGGCGCAGGAAAGAGCACCUUGCUGAAAAGGCUGUUGAAGGAUUACGAGAACGUCUUUGGCUUCAGCGUGUCGCAUACCACAAGGAAACCAAGACCCGGCGAAGAGAACGGGAAAGAUUACCAUUUUGUGACCAGAGAAAAGAUGCAGGAGGAAAUUGAUGCCGGAGGAUUUGUCGAACACGCAGAGUUUUCUGGGAAUAUGUAUGGAACAAGUAAAGCCGCCAUACAAGCCGUCCAGGCUCAGAACCAGAUCUGCAUCCUGGACAUCGACAUGCAGGGCGUGAGAAGCAUGAAGAAGACGGACCUCAACCCCAUCUAUGUCUCCAUCCAGCCUCCUUCCAUUGAAACCUUGGAAAAAAGGCUACGAGACAGGCAGACGGAAACAGAGGAGAGCUUGCAGAAGCGGUUAAACGCAGCCUCGGUAGACAUGGAAUUUAGUAAGGAGCCCGGCCUUUUCGAUUUGAUCAUCAUUAACGACAAUUUAGACUCGGCGUAUUCUGAGCUGAAGAAGAUUCUUGCAGAGGAAAUCCAGAAGGCACAGGGGGCCAAGAAGUCCUGA